Messenger RNA from Lasiosphaeria miniovina, 1149 nucleotides. RefSeq lists its product as uncharacterized. The transcript has 5 exons. Gene Ontology annotation, molecular function: oxidoreductase activity. The record is from RefSeq and is a predicted model, not a curated record. NCBI's taxonomy places the organism in Eukaryota, Fungi, Ascomycota, Sordariomycetes, Sordariales, Lasiosphaeriaceae. Bases 1 to 1149 code for a protein of 382 amino acids.
AUGUCUGCUGUUGGCGCUGGACCCGUUCUGGCUGCGGCUAUUGCCCCAAUCGCUGGCGGUCCCAGCGCAGCCAAAUCCAACGCUGACGUCCCGGCUCUUCCGGCCGGCUUUCCAGCCAAGCUGAACGCCAAGUUUGCGUGGACUGGGUCCGACUUUCCGACGGCCUCGGACUGGGCUCUUGUUCUUGUCCCCAACGACGUGGCCGAAAUCAACGAGGCCGUCAGAUUUUAUAAAUCACUUGAUCAAGACGGAGAUCUUGUCGAUCCGACAUGUUUUCCGCUUCCCACUCUAGGGCCGAAGCUCUCGGCUCUCAGUUGGGAUGUUCACUACGGCAAGGGCUUUUGCGCCGUUCGUGGCAUUGAUACGACUGCCUACUCCGUCGAAGACCUCAUGCUGGUCUAUUUGGGCAUCCAGUCAUACAUUGCAGAACAACGCGGUCGCCAAGACAAGCGUGGAAAUAUGCUUGUUCACAUCGUUGCCGACAACAGCACCAAGGAUGCUGCCGAGCAUCACCGCCACUCGACCAAGUCCAUCACUUUCCACAGCGAAGAGGCGGGCGAUGUCGUUAGCUGGUUGACGCGGGGCGCUGCUGCUGCCGGUGGCAAGUGCAUAAUUGCUUCUGCCUAUACGAUCUACAACGUUUUGGCAGCUACUCGUCCUGAUGUCAUUCGAACUUUGGCCCGUUCAGACUGGCCGUUUGCCUUGCCACGGUUUCAAUGCCGGCCGGUCAUCUUCUACCAAGACUCGAAGUUGAUCAUGAACUUUGGCCGUGCCGCUUUGCUCGGCAACGAAGCACAUCCCCGACCAAGCCACUUGCCCUCGCUUACGCCCCGCCAGGUGCAAGCUCUAGAUGCCAUUGAGGCUGUGGCACGAGCCACCCAGAUGGAGAUAAAGACGCAGGCAGGAGAUAUGCACUUCAUCAACAAUCUUGCCAUCCUCCAUCGACGUGAGGGCUUCGUCAAUGGCAGCGACGCGGCCGAGAAACGCCACUUGGUGCGCAUGCGCCUCCGCAGCGCCCAGCUGGGCUGGCGCAUCCCCAAAGAGCUAUCUCACGAGUGGGAUAAGGCGUUCAACAAACAGGGCGUCAAACAUUGGCACCUUGAGCCCAUGCCCGCUUUCUUCUUCCCACUCCGCAGCCAGCCGAACUAG